CUGUCUUCAGACAGCGUUUCCCAACACUGUAAAAUGACGAGUAAAUAAAUAUACAGGUAGAUUAAGUGCGUACCCAUACUUCCAGCAAUCUGUGAAUUGCGCUUGGUUUAUUUUUCUCUUAUCGUAUAAUUCAACGCCAAUCGGAAAAGUUAGCGGCCGAUUUGGUGGGCAUUACGACCGGAAAGACCGUGAGUGACUGGUUCGUUGUGGUUUCCCCGCACAAAUAUCAAUCUAAUUAAGUGUAAUAAUGUCGGCGAAUCCAAGACUCCAGCGACAAACAUCGGACGGCGUUCAGAUCUCGAUGGGUGGGUCCGGAGGAGGAUCUGGCGAUGGUGGACCGGAUAGGUUGCCACCAAUUAGUGCCCAGGACCAACGUUUCCCUUACUGCAUUGUUUGGACACCCAUUCCGGUGCUCACCUGGCUGCUGCCCAUGAUCGGGCACAUGGGUAUUUGCACUUCAGCCGGAGUGAUCCGAGACUUUGCCGGCGCAUACUUCGUUUCGGAGGACAACAUGGCUUUUGGGCGGCCUACUCGCUACUUAAGAUUACACCCAAAGUAUGUAGAGGGAGGCAGUUACGCCUGGGACGAGGCGGUAUCCAAGGCAUCAGUGCUCUAUGGCACUCGCAUUCACAAUAUCUUCUGUGACAACUGUCAUUCGCAUGUGGCCACGGCGCUUAUAAAUAUGCGAUACAAUAACAGCACCAGUUGGAACAUGCUCAUCCUAAGUAUGUGGCUCUUUGUCUGCGGUCGGUACGUCGGAAUCGGGGGCUUCAUCAAGACAUGGCUGCCGUUUGCGGUUGUUCUAACCAUUUGCAUACUGCUGGGCGUCUACUUUUAAGGUCUAAAACUAUAUUAAUUAUAUAUUGCUUAUGCAGGUUGAAUUACAAUCCUUUUUAAGUAAUGUACAUAGUCUAAAUUCAUAUUCGGAAUAUCACUAAAAAAUUGUUUUGAAAUUAAAUAGAUUAUUCAAUCGUAUUUAUUUACCUAUGUAAGCUAAUAAUGAAAAUAAAUGCAUUAUUUAUUUAUA
Messenger RNA from Drosophila ficusphila, 1027 nucleotides. RefSeq names its product transmembrane protein 222. The record is from RefSeq and is a predicted model, not a curated record. NCBI's taxonomy places the organism in Eukaryota, Metazoa, Arthropoda, Insecta, Diptera, Drosophilidae. The coding region runs from base 248 to 838 and encodes 196 amino acids. The transcript has a single exon.